GUUGCUAUGUGAAUAACAACAAGUUACUUUUCUGUUACAGUUGGGAGGGUUCACUCGCGAUUAUUUUACGGUCCUAGGUUAGAUACGUUUUUAUUUUGUUUAAGUGUCUAUACGUAUUCGGAAUGGACUUAGACAAUCUGGAGAACCAGAUUGGAGGUCACUUACUUCAACAACUUAAAUGCUGCAUCUGUAUGGAGAUCUACAACGACCCGACUGCCUUGCCGUGUGGGCACACGUUUUGUUACAAUUGUCUCCUGGAUUUGGCGAAACACAAGAAGCGCCAGGUAAAGAAUCCGUUCCUACUAAUGGAGACGAACGUGCCGUGUCCGAACUGUCGCUGUGGUAUCGCCUACACAAACCUCAUGACCAAGACCAAUGGUGUCGUGCCUAACUUCGUCCUCAUGUCAAUCAUUGAGUCAUAUCAACAAAUGAGACAGCCUCGUUCUCAGGUAGACGCUUCUACGAACACUGAAACCUUCGCGCUGACCGGUCUACGGAUAGACGAGAUGAGUUCGGAGUUAGAUUCUCUAAUGAUAGCUACUAAGGCGAAAACAUCGAUACUUCAAGGAUGUAAGGACGAAAUAGAUUGUAUAAGGAUGGAGAACCAGAACUACAUAGAAAAUCAAUUGGCCUUACGCUCUCAAAAUAAUGCAUGCCAGACAAACGAGUUGUACAACGAACUCAAAUCAGUCACCGGAAGUAGCAAGGAACGUGUGGCGCCACCUCCCGUGUUUCCAGUCCAACCAUUUUACCAUAAUGAUCCCGGUGUUAUUGAUCCAGCGAUUCUCUCGAUCGGGAACAAUUUGAAUAUUUACCCACCGCCAUUCCAGAUGAUUCCGUACAACACAAGCUCCUGGCAGACACAUCCGGAGUGCUAAUUUUGAGACACAGAACAUUAAUUGUCGAGGUUUAGACUGGGGAGAGCGACACAUUUACGGGUAGGGAGGGAUACACUUUGUUUAACCGUAUAUUUUUGCCUUCUCUGAUAUUCAUAUAUGGAGUAGUAGUAAGCAGGUUAUACGUAUACAGGGACACGCAAAGCAAGCAACAAACAGUUGUUUUCUAGUUUUUUGAAGAAGAAGGAUGGCUUUGAUACCGAGUUAAAAUUUAGAGAUGGCAAAAUAUUCGUUGAGCAACGAUGGCGGAAAAUAGACUGGGGUUGGGCAGGUGCAUACUAAAUAUAGAACAAAAUUACUGUAAUCAUUAAGAAUUACGAAAGAUAACCGUUUGUUUCGAAUUGAAGAACAUAUUUUUUAUAUUUUUGAAGAAGGACAAACUCUAUUUUUAUGAAUUUAUCACCAUACCCGAAUAUCGGCAUUUUACACCGCGGGUAUGUUAUACCAUGUACUUUGUACAAUAACAGGAACGCCGAGGAGAUCUGUUUCUCCCUGUUAGUUUUAAUAAAGAUAUAUUUUCGAUCUUUGAGAUC
Mizuhopecten yessoensis (Yesso scallop) is the source of this 1429-nucleotide messenger RNA. RefSeq names its product E3 ubiquitin-protein ligase TRIM62-like. NCBI's taxonomy places the organism in Eukaryota, Metazoa, Mollusca, Bivalvia, Pectinida, Pectinidae. The transcript has 3 exons. The record is from RefSeq and is a predicted model, not a curated record. Bases 123 to 878 code for a protein of 251 amino acids.